AUGUUUGGUACCGGGCCAGGGGAUUCGGGUCUUCUAAACGGUGGCUCUGGUGGACUUCUUCCACGUGGUAGUGGCAUGAUGCCACCUCCAACACUGGAAUGUUCCAGUGGAAUGCCGUCACCCGUAUCUGGUGGUUAUCCCCCUUCAGGUCCUGAUUUGAAGGCACCCCCCGGUCUUAGUGUGAGACCCGACUUGAUGGAUCCUUCUGGUGGCCCUCCACCCCUCAUACCGUCAGAGUAUCCACCCUGCACAGGACCCGGAAGCAAUGAAAAUGGCCAAGGCACAUCAAUAUUUUGUAGCACUCCGCAUUCCGUCAUGAUGAUACCACCACUGUCUCAUGGUGGUAUGUUACAUUCUCAGCAGCAACAUUUAGCAAGUGUUGGCGGACCUCAGGGACAAGCGCCAUCACCAUCACAGUACGUGCCAUCUAGUGGACAACAUUCGGGUUCUGGUGGUUGCACCCUACAGUCCGUUUGUGGCGGUCCUAAUCCUAGCCCUGUUGGUGGUCCCGCUUGUGUGCAACUCCCGCAAUAA
Messenger RNA from Opisthorchis viverrini, 534 nucleotides. RefSeq lists its product as hypothetical. NCBI's taxonomy places the organism in Eukaryota, Metazoa, Platyhelminthes, Trematoda, Opisthorchiida, Opisthorchiidae. The transcript has a single exon. Bases 1 to 534 code for a protein of 177 amino acids. The record is from RefSeq and is a predicted model, not a curated record.